Molecule: messenger RNA, 1239 nt
Organism: Cryphonectria parasitica EP155
Lineage: Eukaryota; Fungi; Ascomycota; Sordariomycetes; Diaporthales; Cryphonectriaceae
Exons: 4
Coding region: 1-1239 (412 amino acids)
Source: RefSeq, a predicted model, not a curated record
AUGUCACCAAUUGGCCCCAGUGCCGCAGCUCAAUUUCAGAAUCAUCAUGCUGCUGUCAAUGCUAAUCUUGAAGUGAUCACUCUUCAGGUUCAUUCACAGCUAUCUUCUGGUGCCCAGGAAGGUCCAUCUUCGCAGAAGAAGCAGGAAGAUACAGCCCAGUCCUCCAACCCCCCGUUCUUCAGGUUGACCACAGCAGAACUUCUGGGUCUUCAAAGGCGUUACCACAAAAACAAAGCGCACAAUUUUCGAGAUGUCACUUCAGCUCGCGAGCUCGAAGCUCGUGGCCGUGGUUGGGACGUUUUCAGCCGUGCUCGCAAGAAAUCAGAGAAGCAAGGCACUUCCGAGGACUUCAAGCGGCGCAUCGAUGACGAGCUCGAUCAUACCCUCCUCGCGGGCCUAGAGAGCAUUCAUGCACCUUCGCGCAAGAUGAAGGGAAAGCCAGAUGAUCUUCAGGUAGGAAAGAUCCCACGAUCUUGCCAGACCCGGAAGAAGUGUAUGAGUAAGACGAAAGAGCGGAAGCCAGAGAUCCCGCAGGAAGAGAAUGACGAGUCCCCUCGCCAGGACCAGAAGCUCAGCAAGAUAACACAAUUACGGUAUAGACUGGCCAAGGAGGAGGAGGAGGCCAAAGCGAAGAAACAGGAUGAAAUGCACAAGGCGAAUGGCAAGCCAACCCGAGAGUUACAUCUUCGCGUCCGCGAGAAGUCAUUGAAGACUACCAAAGCCUCUUCUUCAGUACGUGGGGUAUACGACAGCCUGCAGCCGAGGUUUUCCAAGUUCCUCUGCGAGUGGGAGGGGUGCCCAGUAGAGCUGAUGAAUUUCGACACUCUCAAGAGGCAUCUCCACAAGGUUCACUGCAAAGCGGCGCAAGGCGACUUCACAUGCUUGUGGGGCGCGUAUGAAGAGUCUGUGGGCGGCGGGCAAGACAUGCACCGCAAGGUGUACCAGACUGGCGAGGAACUUGCCAGUCAUGUUGAUGAUGUCCACUUGACUGUGCAGGCAUGGCAUAUGGGGGACGGUCAGGGCAAGCAUGGGAUGGCGAGCAAUGCCGACGCCGCCGACAAGCUCCCGGCGUAUCUGUUCGAGCAGCAUGGUAAACGUCGCCAGCAAGUCACGCCGUCGGUCAAGGAUCAAAGAAUCGAGACGCCCGUGGGCUGGCGCCAGAGAAAGAAGGCGGCUGAGGCGCGCUUCGAUGCCAUGGAGAAGGAGUAUAAGAGAACAUCUAACUUUGAGAAAGUCUGA